AUGAGGCUGGGACUCAGAAGCCUGGCGGCAACAACCCUGGCUCUCUUCCUGGUGUUUUCUCUCUUGGGAAAUUCCAGCAGUGCACCACAGAGACUCUUGGAGAGAAGGAACUGGACUCCUCAAGCUAUGCUUUACCUGAAGGGCGCACAGGGGCGCCGCUUCAUCUCAGACCAGAGUCGGAAGAAGGAGCUCUCCGAGCGGCCGCCGCCGGAAAGACGAAGUCCAAAUGCCCGACUACUAACUCUCCCGGAGGCAGCAGCUCUGCUAUUGGUUUCCUUGCAGAAACCACAAGAAGGUACAAAAGAAAACCUUGAUCCAACCAGAUUUCUGGACGACAGUCUGCUAAACUGGUGAAAAUACACCAAAUUGAAUGCAGUUACAGUUCUGUUCUUGUUGAAGACAUGAAGCAUGUAAAUAAAACUUGUGGACUCUUUUUGCUUCAUUUGCGGUCUUAGGAACAGGCACAACUAGUUUAAUUCUUCUAGAAGCAAAAGUAAGGUGGAGUUCCUAGCUUGGAAUAUCAUUGCCUAUAAUUAUUAUUAUUAUUAUUAUUAUUAUUAUUAUUAUUAUUAUUUAUUAUUGCUUCAGGUCCUUCUGUCUUAGAUCACCUUCUGUCUUACUCUCGAAUUUUUUUAGAUUAUAAGACUGAAUACUCCUGAUAGUGUUCUUUUUGUUACAACAGAUACCCUCUUGAUUUAAUAUUAUUAGUUGUUGGUUUUCUCAUCCUGUCACCCAACUUGCAUUGUCUUGUCGUCACUCAGCAGGGACUCUCCUUCUCCUUGUCUCCCUUCCCCACGUCCAAGGAGGGUGGCGGGAAAGCAUGGCAGGAUGAGAAAGAGUAGAGUGUGAUUCUCUUAGCAGCUCACCCAGAUUAAGUUAUGCAGGGAAGGGGUGGGAUGGACAGGAAGGAAGCCCUGUGAUUGGAACACUCAGAGCCAUGGCUGGGAGAGGGACCUUCAGUGAGGCUGGAGAAGCUUGGAGCUCCCCCUUGUGCUCUCUGGGAUCUCCCUGAAUUCAAUUUAGAAACAUGGAUCUGAAAGUUACUGGAAAAUCAGCAGAUGAGAUACCCUCUGUUCCUCUGUACCCCAGUUUUUUAGAGGUAACCCAUUUUCCAUGGCUAAACCGACUCAAAGACUGCUUACUCCAAUGGACUAGAACGCUAGGCUUCUUUUGACAUCAAAACAUUAUGUAAAGACACCCUGACAAAGCAUGGUACAAUGUCUAAUUUACUUCUUUUUAAAGUCAACUUGGGUUCAAUACUAUCUGAAAAAUAUAUACACACAUAUACCUACAAUAAGCAUAAUGAUAUAUUUAUUUGUAAACACAAUAUGGCCAACUUGUUAAUUUUUUUGACAUAACUAAUUGAAAGUUGUCACUGAUAAAUGUCAUAACUAGAAAGUAUUGUUAAUUCUUAUUGUCAUCAAUAUAUAGCCAUUAUUCAGUAGCUGAAGAAUAUCCUUAUGUGAAUGCCUAUAAUUGGAAUUACAAUUUGACUGUGUUAAAUAACCAAAACCCUGCUUAUAAUGUUUGUCUGUAACUUGUUUCAUAAUUGAAAAUGCAACUAUAUUCAAGUUAAUGUAACAUUGACCUCUGACAAAAAAAUAUGCUAGCAUUAAAAAAUCUAUGUGGCAUCAUAGUAGACACCUGUCAUUAAUUAUGAUUUGAUUUUAAAGUGGAUUUUCUAGACAGUGCAUAUAUCCAGUUUAUUGAUAAUUCUUUACUCAUCUGACAUAGAUUUGUACAUAUUGGCUAUUUAAACAUUAUAUCUAUUCCCAGACCUUUUUAAAAACAUGUUUGUUGAUUUUUAGAGAGACGAAGGGUGAGAGAGAGAGAGAGAGAGAGAGAGAGAGAGAGAGAGAGAGAGAGAGAACAAGAAACAUCAAUUUGUUGCCUCCCAUAUUCGCCCCAACCAGAGAGUUGGGGACCAAACCUGCAACCUAGGAAUGUGCCCUCACCGGAAAUCGAACCCUCAACCUUUUGGUGUAUGGGAUCAGGCUCCAACCAACUGAACCAUACCGGCCAGGGCUAUUCCCAAAACACUUUUAAAAUCUAUCUUAUGAAGUAAUUCUUCCAACAGUGAACUAAAACAAUCUCAAGUAUUUUGCCCCAAAACAGAGUUUUUAUAAGCUGUCUACAUGACCAGUUAAAAUAAUACCAGCUCCAUGUAUUAUAAGUAGUUGAAUUCUUCUGCUGUACAGAUAUGCUGAUUAGCACAGUCAUUGCAUAAAGGCCCCCAUACCCAGUUUGCUGUAACUUUCUAUCUCUCUGCAAUCCUUUUUACUUCUGGUGUGUGUGUGUGUGUGUGUGUGUGUGUGUGUGUGUGUGUUGUUUUUCAACACUGAAAUGAACAAAUGAUCAGGGAUCAACAUUUUUCACAUUGUGUGGCUUGGAUUUUAAAAUUGGGAAUAACCUGCCUCCCAUGCAUGCACUACCCCACCUCCAGGUCGGACUUUGAAGCCACUUUUAGCACAGUUCCAGUUGCUCUUCCCCGUUUAGCCUCUCUAUCCUCUCCCCGCUGUGGCUAU
Molecule: messenger RNA, 2525 nt
Organism: Myotis daubentonii (Daubenton's bat)
Lineage: Eukaryota; Metazoa; Chordata; Mammalia; Chiroptera; Vespertilionidae
Gene: SPX
Product: spexin hormone
Biological process (GO): positive regulation of gastro-intestinal system smooth muscle contraction
Cellular component (GO): cytoplasm
Molecular function (GO): neuropeptide hormone activity
Source: RefSeq, a predicted model, not a curated record